Megachile rotundata (alfalfa leafcutting bee) is the source of this 7293-nucleotide messenger RNA. RefSeq names its product calcium-binding mitochondrial carrier protein Aralar1 (gene aralar1). Gene Ontology annotation, molecular function: L-glutamate transmembrane transporter activity; L-aspartate transmembrane transporter activity; calcium ion binding. NCBI's taxonomy places the organism in Eukaryota, Metazoa, Arthropoda, Insecta, Hymenoptera, Megachilidae. Gene Ontology annotation, biological process: malate-aspartate shuttle; L-glutamate transmembrane transport; aspartate transmembrane transport. The record is from RefSeq and is a predicted model, not a curated record.
AUUUUUUAUCGUUUAAUUGUACACAAGUACACUUGUGAAGUACUUGUAGAGUAGGAAAGAAUCGGACGUGAUUUUCUGUUCAGGUAUCUGAUAUCCGACGCUGAAAGUUGGUGACGAUAUUGCUUUUUUAUCGAUCGCUCUUUCCUCGUAACUGAGAAACUUAACACUGUCUUCUUUCGCUUAAUAGGCUACUUCAACCUAGUUCUAACUCGAUAAGUGCAAGUUAAAAAUGAAAAGAGAAGCUUCCUUAAAAUAGUUGUUCUUAAAACCAACUCUCGAGUUUACAGAGGUAACAAAAUUUUCCAGCCAAGUAGUUUGCACGGUGCAAAUUGAUAUUGUGUUUUUAAUAUUCUGUUUUGCGUGACGUAUUACGUAAACGUGUGAUCUUGUUGUUGCCGAGAUUAUCCGUGACUCGAUUUAUCGUUUCGUGAUAGCUAGCUAAAAUUCCGUAACCGUAUUAGACGACCGUGGUCGGGAUACCUUUUAAGUACCUCCCGUUCAAUGCUAGUCUCGUCAAACCUUAGCUCGGUGCACACACUCGUGUCGAAUUAUCCGUCGCUGCUUUUGCGGCCGUCCUUACACUUCUCAAAGACACCUGUUGCUUCUUUUCUUUUUUCCUCAGCCCCUUUGGAAUCGUUUAACCACUCAACCGGUCCGAGAGCCGACCGAUUAAUCGGGAAAUGAGAAAGGGAAAGCCUUUGAAGAGGAAUAAUUUCACCAGACGUUGGAAUUGCUUUGUCUCGUUACCUCCACUGCGAGAUCUAUUCGACUACUAUUACUGUCCAUUUUUCUUGUUGGAAGAUUACGUAGGACAGUUGACGCUCAUUACGAUUUAUGUAUUCCUCGGGUCUUAUGCAAUACAUAGCACUCGGAUGCAAUGUAAACAUUUUUUAUUAAGAGGAAAGAUACACAUAGGUGUGUUAGCUUGUCUUGGAUUUUUGGAGAAUUCAAGAGAAGUCUGAGGAAACCCUAUAAAGGUUAGGAAGACCUAGUUAGAACCUAGGAAGUAGGAAGAUGAAUUUCAUUGGAUUUUAAUUUGUUGUCAUAGGAAUUAACUCGUGGUUUCUGCAGAGGUCAGAUAAUCAUCUUUUUAUAAUUACCUCUAAAUUUAAACGAGUGAUAUAUAACAUUGACCUAUGUGUACGUGACAUUUUGCUCUUAUGCUCUAGUUAAGGUAUGAGGUUGAAACGUCGUCCUAAAUACUGUAGGUUAAUGUAACCUAUAUAAAUUGUGCACAACACGUGGCAGGAAAUCCUUUGGGCGUCAAGCAUUAUCUCUAUUGAUUACGCCGUUUGGUCUCCUCGUUACAUCAACGAAGCUGUCUUAAUGAAUGCAAUCGUACACGUUAACACAAUCGUUUUCUCUAUGGUCAAUAAAAAUUCGACGCGUUAACGAGUUUAAUUAAGACCGAUGCUGUGAACUGGGACUAAUGAACGUCGAUAAACAACGUGACGGAGAUUAUGUAAUGUGAACCGUUGCAAAACGUAUGCGUUGCAUGUAGGAAGUUAUCCGGUCGGUCGACCGGUUGGCGGCCAUGUCAAGGCACGUGCUCUCUCAGACGCGUAAAAAUACCUGCUCUUGACAGUGAUCACGACCGGCGUCGGCGCCGAGAACAUUAAAAAGAAGAUAAAAGGACGAGUUUCCUUUGAGCGGUACGCCGAGAAAUGAUGCCGUUUUUUUUGUACAAGAAGCUCUACCAUCAUGCUAACAGCACAUCCCUGAGUCGUUUGAAAAAUUCUGUUGCAAAUAUUAUUUAGACUUGCACAACGGAAGCGCCUACGAGACAAUCAGAAGGCCGUCGUUGGCUGCCAGCAGAAAGUCAAUGAAAAAGUGACGAGACAGUUGCGAAGGAGGGAGCUAAGACAACGUUCUCUUCUUGUUCGCGCGCGCUGCUGUAGUCUAUCCGUGGCUUUCGGGCGCGAAACGCACACAGGUCAUCGGUGUCGUGUUCCCGUCAAAUCCGACACGUGCGUGGCUCACAUACCGUUCUCUGUGAUUACCAUUCGGCCUCACGGCCUUAACUCCCCACUUUCUUUUGCUCUCGUAUUCGACAUACAACCACUGCCAACAUGCUGAUCUCCAGAAGCACGUGACACGUUUUUCUCCUCCCAAUAAGAAAUCGUGACGAAUUACCCUUCUUUGUAAUUUUUUCUAUUCACGGUUGGAAAGGCUUCUCUGAAGCAAUCUGCGUUAUGGGUUCCGGAUAUCUAAAACGCGCGAACACUGAACGGCUCCAUGAAAUAUUUAAUCAGUACGCCUCACAAGAAAAGAAUGGCGAGAGGUUUAUGACCGCGUCUGACUUCGUACGAAGUUACCUUGGACUCUACACGAAUCCCGAUUACAAUCCUGAUUCCGUUAACUUGCUCGCCGGUAUCGUUGAUACCAGUAAAGAUGGACUCAUAUCGUUCGCCGAGUUCCAAGCGUUCGAAGGGCUGCUCUGCGUGCCAGACGCUUUGUACAAGACAGCCUUCCAGUUGUUCGACACUAAUGGAAAUGGAAUGGUUGCGUUUGACGAGUUCGCUGAGGUGAUGCUGAAAACGGAAUUACAUCAAAGGAUGCCGUUCAAUAUGGAAAGCAGUUUGAUCAAACUUUAUUUUGGGAAGGACAAGAAGCGGUUGAUCAACUAUGCUGAGUUCAGUCAAUUCUUACACGACUUCCACGAAGAGUACGCAACGGAGGCUUUCAAGAAAUUUGACAAAGACGGUCAAGGCUUCAUUUCACCGCUAGAUUUCGAAGACAUAAUGCUCAGCAUCAAGAGCCACUUGUUAACCAGGGACGUGAGAGACAACUUGGUCGCGGCUGCUAGUACUGGACAGACUGGACGUAAAGUGAGCUUUCCAUACUUCAUGGCGUUCAAUUCUCUCUUGAAUAAUAUGGAGCUUAUAAAACGUAUUUACCUGAAUGCUACAAAUGGCCAUAGAUUUGAAGAGGUUACCAAAGAGAGGUUCCUUCAUUCCGCACAAAUGAUGUCGCAGAUCACGCCGCUGGAGGUGGACAUUCUCUUUCAACUUUGCGACCUGCUCCAUCAGACUGGGAAAAUUGUAUACAAUGAUCUCGUGGCUAUUACACCCGAGCAGUAUUUCAAGCAAAUUACAAAACGCCUUGCCGAGAUUAAGGCGGUGUCGAGCCCGGAAGAGCGCGGCGUGUUCGUCCAGAUACUCGAGAGUGGAUACCGAUUUGUCUUAGGAUCUAUUGGUGGAGCCGUUGGCGCAACAGCCGUGUAUCCCAUUGACUUGGUGAAGACGAGGAUGCAGAACCAAAGGACCGGGUCCCUGGUCGGCGAGCUGAUGUACAGGAACAGCUUUGACUGCUUCCAAAAGGUCAUCCGGCACGAAGGUUUCUUCGGCCUUUACAGAGGUUUGUUGCCUCAAUUGAUGGGCGUGGCGCCGGAAAAGGCCAUCAAGUUGACGGUUAACGACUUUGUCAGAGAUAAGUUCAUGGAUAAGAAUGGCAAUUUACCCCUUUUCGGGGAGAUUAUAUCCGGUGCUUGUGCAGGCGGUUCUCAGGUGAUAUUCACGAAUCCUUUGGAAAUUGUAAAGAUCCGGCUGCAGGUGGCUGGUGAAAUAGCAGGGGGCUCCAAAGUCAGGGCGUGGACUGUCGUUAAAGAACUAGGUGUUUUUGGUUUGUACAAAGGCGCAAGAGCUUGUUUCUUAAGAGAUAUUCCAUUUAGUGCAAUUUAUUUCCCAAUGUAUGCACACACGAAGAUACGAUUAGCGGACGAAGGAGGGUACAAUACGCCUCUGUCACUUCUCGCUUCCGGUGCGAUCGCCGGCGUCCCUGCAGCAGCGCUGGUCACUCCUGCAGACGUAAUAAAAACAAGACUACAAGUUGUAGCCAGACAAGGUCAAACAACAUACAACGGAUUGCUAGACUGUGCAAAGAAAAUCUACAGGGAAGAAGGUGCCAAAGCGUUCUGGAAAGGAGCUACAGCCCGAGUGUUUAGAUCGUCACCCCAGUUCGGUGUCACCCUCUUCACCUACGAGUUACUACAGAGGCUGUUCGUGGUCGAUUUCGGAGGAUCUCGACCUUCCGGGUCCGAGCAAAAGGUACCGGCAACAGGAGUAGCGAAAGAGAUACGUUCGACGAACCCGGACCACAUAGGUGGCUACGAAGUCGCUCUGCCCAUCUUCACCGGCAUCGAAACCAAGUUCGGUCUCUAUCUACCCAGAUUCCAAGCCGGUCGAAACGGAAAGUAACGGUCGUCGAGUUAGCUUCCGCUAGAAAAUUAAGCUUGUAGCGACAACCCCGUCAUCAACAGAACUGCGCAUCGAGUCGCCGAGUACUCAACCGACUGUCCAAGACCAACGAGUACGAGCUCCACAGAAUCUACCGACCUAGCCAAACCUGGUCAAAGCUUAGUCAACGAUCAAGAGUCUUCAAUCGUCGUUGAUACCCGGAUCUUCCAGGCCCGAGACUUUCUUGUCGAGGGAUCCAUUUCUAGGACGCCAGCGUCCCUGAACAUUUGACGGACAAUGCCAUCUUCCUGGAAGCGAUACGGGACAGGAGUGUUAUAUUAAAAGGGAACAUCGAAAGGAUUCUUGACGACAGAAAUGAUAUCAAAGAUCUCUGUAAACUCGUAAAACAGGGAGCUGUAUGAACAUAUGGCAACAUCUAGGAACCUCAGUAUGGACAGAGCAUCGCUAAUGCGCACAACCCCGGUGACGAUCCUCCAGAGAGGACACUUCGCCGCGAUAGAACAGCAGGAGGAACAGUAACACAGGGUUUAGACAAGAUACUUGGUGCUGUCCAGUGGGAAACUAGCCUCUUGCACACAUGAUCGUUUGUCAGAGUCUACAAAUCGAAUAUGUAUUUAUAGUCCUUGGAGAAUAAAGGAACGAAGUAUCAGAUCCUUGGAUAUGUAUCUUACGGCUGGUAAGUUGGCAGCCGAGACGAAUGCGGGCUCGAUUGGUCGCAGCGGUAUAAGCCAAUUUACUCAGGGGUAGUAGCAUCAUAUCACAACGUGAAUGGAUCUCGUCAGAGUUAGCAUAGUUGGUAGAGAUCAGCUUUACAUUGGCAACUUGGUGUUGCCAUUGGUAAACCUGGUCUCCGAUUCCAGAGUGUCAAAGAUAGGGGCAGGUGGAACAAGUGGUUUACUACCCGUAUCCCACCCCACAUGCCAACUUACCAGCCGUUCUAUUGUAAGCGAUAUAUGUAUCUUUAAUCAAAGAACGCUAGAACCAAUCAGAGAUAGAGUAAGAUAAAAAUUUGCGAAUAUGGAGGAAUCUAUUGGGAAGUGUACAUAGCGGAACCCCGUAUAGAUUGAUGGGCAGCACCGAGUCGAGAUAGAGACAGGGAACACGAUUUAACUUAAAGAUAUUAUUGAAAAUUCUCAAUAGCCUCUUUAAUCUUACGUUCACCGAUCUGCGCAAGUGUGGAGCUCGAAUGGUUGACCAGAAGCAGAUACGUUAAUCUUUGUACACGUAGAAACACCUUUCGUUAACGAUCCUAUGCUGCCUCACCUUUUGCACUCUACUUUUAAUUGAUCGGUUCGACAACUUAGCUUAUGAAUUAUAUUGCUUGUCGCUUCAGCAGAAAUUUCGCGUGUUCUCAUACUUGUUUAGACAAAUAAGGGUGCAAAGGGUACAAAAGAGAGAGUGAAAGAGUUGGUACGCACUUUUGAAGGCUUGCUUUGCCGGUGGCACCUUACUUUUUCUACUUUUUAUAUGCGAUCGAAACUGAAGCUUGUUUGUACGCGGUUCCCAAGAGUUUACACUAUUUUUGUAGGUUUGUAUUCGAUAGUAGACAAGUUUCAGACAUAGUUUGCGUUCACUCGUCCGCUGGAUAUUGUAAUAUUCACAGCAUGUUUCCAAAUUUCCCGUAGGAUUGCUUCAGAGAUUAGCCUUUCUAGUCGUGACUACCAUUUGCUUUCCAAAUCUCUCUGACACGUCAUCAACUUACCGUGCGCUUUGGUUUCAUUCGAGGUUCAGUAUAUGUACAUACAGAGUAGAGUCGAAGAUUUCUUUAUUAAAUUUAUUCGUAUUGGAUUCGUUCGUAGAGAUUAUUUUUGAAAUUAAAGGCUCUCAGUGUUCGAAGAAUUUGAUCUUGUCAAAAGAGGUUAUAGUUUUUGUACUGUGGUGUUUUUGCUUUUGUAUAUUUGGAUGCUGUCUGGGUUUUUCUCGAGUAAGGGUAAACGUAGGGAGUUGAACACCCCACUUUGGUCUUGGGAGAACCCUACUUCCUUUGAGUUUUUUGGAUCUUCCAUUUGGUUCCAGAUUCUCCUCAGUUGUCAUUCUUUUAAGUCAUUGAAAUAUCUCCUAGGGACCCCUGGAUAUUCUAGGUGUUCCUAGGAGUUCACCAGAUUCUACUAGGUCCUCCUAAAUCUCCUUUAGGUUCUCCAAGGUAUUGGAUUCUCCCCAAAUUUUUGCUAGUUCCUAGUUCUACUGACCCUUACUCAAGAGAAGCCCAGGCAGCAUCAGAAUAUAGAGUCUGGAUUAAGUCUGGGGUGUAUAUUUAUAUAAAGCGAAGGAAGUGGGAGUUUAGGGGUGACUGACCCCUUGAAUAUCAAUUCAACCAUCCUGAUCAUAGUUCGAUGUACAUACAUAUGUUGCAUAUGUAAAAUAUAUUUAAUUAGCCCGUGUACAUAUAUAUGCAACUGGCAAAUGCGAACGCUAUAUAUAGUCCUGUUUGACUUGAUAAAUAUGGCCACUUUAACGCGUCUCCUAAUAUUUAAACACAAUUCUUGAGAUUAGUCAAUUUUUUGCUUUCAAGUAACAUUCGAUUCACGUGAACAAGUUUGUUAAUAAAUGGCUUAAUUAAAAAAUAUAAGUCGAACAGAAGGAUACCUCGUGGAUAAGCGUUCGCAGGUUGUUCAGAGAAGAAUAUAUAUUGAAAAAAAAAUUAUGAUAAACAUUCAGGAAUCCGUCGUGGGCAUUCGCAGCUCAAUAAACACGUUUGGUUUUUAUACAUAAAACACGUAUACACGAUAUUUCUCGAUACUUGUUGCACCGAUCCUCUAUUUCAAGCCUCGGGCAACUGAUGCGCCCUCGGGCACGUAGAUCUCCCUUCGGGUUUCAUCAAAAUGUUACUUUCUUUUCGUGACAACAUUUAAUUUACCGUCACGGGGGCAUCGAGUUGCUCGAGGCUGCUACUUCAUCGUUAAAGUGUUAGCACGACUCGUCCUUAACUAAACAUUAUAAAAAUCUGAAUUAUCUCGCAGGCUGGCUUGUGAUACGCGGAAGAAACAGCAAGAAUUUUCGGACACGCGUUUCGAAGGAAUUGAACGAUGUACUAUUUCGCUUCUAGCGAGAUCAACUCGGUUUAUUUGCUUGGAAAUAAAAUUCUGUGCCAUUUUAA